Messenger RNA from Fomitopsis serialis, 2052 nucleotides. Its product is annotated as FAD/NAD-P-binding domain-containing protein. Bases 229 to 1896 code for a protein of 555 amino acids. The record is from RefSeq and is a predicted model, not a curated record. Gene Ontology annotation, molecular function: oxidoreductase activity. Lineage: Eukaryota; Fungi; Basidiomycota; Agaricomycetes; Polyporales; Fomitopsidaceae. The transcript is spliced from 8 exons.
CGCUCAUCCACACGACCUCCGCCACAACGACUCGGAUGUACUGAGUCCAGCCUGAGACAUUGGUCGAUGGCUCACUUCACAACGACGGCAGACAAUGGACGGACGAUCACGUGUAUGACGUGCAGCCAGGCGGGACUCGGGCGCAGGAUCGGGAGGUGUUCGAGUAUGGACGGCGGCUGACGUCUAUGCAGGCGGGAUCGACAUGCCAGCCUCGGAGGGCACUCACGAAUGGCCAGGGUCUGUACUUCCUCUCUCUCUUCUACCACAACCAUGUCUACUCCUGCUCCGAAACGCGUUUGCAUCGUCGGCGCUGGGGCUUCAGGGAUGUCGGCUGCGUACGCGCUGAGCAGGCAUCCCGAAAGGUACCAGGUGACGGUGUUCGAUAAACAGGACGUUGCUGGCGGUAUGGCGACGUCAAUCGACAUUGACGCUGACAAGUACGGGGCCGCGUACAUCAACGACGGCGUCCAAGGUUGUAGCCCUGUGUUCGCGAAUACCUUGCGGAUCUUCAGAAUGCUCGGCUUCGAAGCGACUGAAGUGGGGAUGCAAAUCAGCUUUGGCAAAGACAAAGACUUUUGGACGAACGUCUACCCGACAUCGCUCGUCGCUCAAUUCCAGGGCGAUAUCAAGAAGUUCGGGACUGCGCUAUCCAUAAUCAAGAAGUUCGAACCUGUCUUUGCGAUGAUCCCCGUCCACACGAUGUUGAAAAUGUUCGGCUUCUCCAAAGACUUUGGAGACAAGAUGGUGUACCCUUGGUCGCGCUCUUCUUCGGGACGGGCAACCAAACGCCGUAUAUUUCAUCUGCGAUCCUCGAACGGGUGUUCAAAGAUCCUAGCAUGCGCCUCUUCGAAUACUCAGAGAAGAGUCUGUUGGCAGUAUCCCGACUAUGCUGGCGUUCCCCAAGCUGCACGAUGUCUACCAAGCUUGGAAGGUGAAGCGGCUUCACGCGGCAACGUCACGUUCAGACUUGGUCAUGAAGUCGUUGAGGUGAUGUCACGUCACGAGAAAGGCGGUGCCGCUGCUUCAGGCCCUGUUCACAUCAAAUUGAAGACGUCCAUCGACGGUCAAGAGAGCUUCGAGGAAGAGUUCUUUGACGAGCUCAUCUUGGCUAUCGACGCAGACUCUUGCCUGAAGCUGCUAGGUAAACAGUCGACAUGGAUGGAGCGCAAGGUCCUCGGCAACGUCAAGUAUCUGUACGACGUAACCAUCACUCAUAAUGAUUGGAUUAUAUGCGGAAGCUCUGCGCAGGAACGUCAGGAGACAGAAGAAUCCUUCAAGUUCGCGAGAGACAACUUCCGACCGCUGUAUUACACCAUGCAGUACCCUCAAGACAAGGCGAAGAUCGAAAUGAGCUUCGAUCUGACGCAUUAUCAGCCGCAGUUUCGGGGCGAGAAACCUGCCGGCCCCAUUGACCCCGAGGAUAGGUCAAACCAUCGAAACGAGUGCGAACGCGCGGAGGUCACUCGGGAAGCGCAGGAUUCCAGCAAGGGUGAGGCUGGCGCAGAAGCACGCACGGGCAAGGACGCAGACGAGCGCCCGGAGCCUCCGCUGGAACAGCACGUUUUCCAGACCAUCUUCCUGGAUCGCGACGGGUCGCAGGAUUUGUGGACGUGGAAGGACAUCAACCCUGAGAAAAAGAUCUACGAGAAGUGGUGGAAGCAGCAGAGUCAUCGCUGGCAGCAUUACGCGGGCACUGUUCCCUGGAUGAUGUGGAUCAACGGCAAGAACCACACACACUUCGCCGGAGCUUGGUCUGUCCUUAACAUGCACGAACUGGCUGUCACGUCCGGCUUCGCAGCUGCGUAUCGCCUGGGGGCUGAGUAUCCGUUCCACGGCGACGAAGACUGCGAGCGCCUUUUCAGGAUGUACUUGGCCGCAGCCACGGUGUACGCAUGAGGAAGGAGGAUAGGAAAGGAUUGUUUGCGUAAACAACGGCGGUAUCGCUGUCAGUCUCGUCGUGUAUGCAUUGAGGAUGCAGUCAUCGUGUCUCGCUUCCAUGUCAAAAGUUAGCGUGCUGCAUUCAAUUCCAACUGAGCGAGCAUCUCACUACAC